UCAUCUUAUAAAAUUGUUAUAAUAAUUUCUACAAUUACUUCAACAAACAUUGCAGUGUAUUGCAGCCAAACACUUUCUCCAUCUGACGGUAACCACUCGAAAUCAGCUGUUGUUGCUCCAAGAGAGGGGGAAUUCAGUCAAUCGCAGGUCAAGUUCUAACCUCUACGUUAUUAUCCCGAACAAAAAGCGUUAGUGUCUUAACAGUGUCCAACAAUGUCAGUGUGGAAAACAUGAGCCUUCGUUGUAUCGACCAUAAUCCCACAAAUAUUUCAUAACGACUCGUUAUAAAUCAUGUGUUCAUUUCACGAAACGAGAUGUCAGUGACUCAUGCAGUGCAGUGUUCAAUAAAUUCCUUUAAAUUUAAUUAUCUUUGACACAAAUUGUCCACUCCUGCAUAAACUGUUUAUUUCGCAGUUCAAUCCUUGAGAAGGUCGUGCGCUAAAUCGUAAUAAUGUAAUUUAGCUAAUCGUCAUUUCGGGCUGUGCGUCGUACACCUGUUACUUAUUCACUCAGAUGAAGUUUUAAGAUAACAAUAGCAAUAUGGAGAAGACCAAGUCACGUCAGAAACGAAAGAAGAACGGUAGAUCGUUCUACCUAGACCACCAGAUACCCGAUGCCCCGACAAUGGAAGAGUUCGAGUGUCUCCUCGGUGAGUCCCCAACGAACUACCCCAGAGUCGAAGGCAUCGAGAACAUGGAGAGUGAGCUCCACUCAGCCGCCAUCGACACAGAGUCCCUCGAGAAACUCGAUAUCCCCUCAAAACUGGAAUUCCCAAGUCCCCCAGAAGCUCAAGAAGUCGACCAGGUGGACUCAGUGCCCUCAGCAUCCGUUACCGUGGAAGAUAACCCGGAAUCUGUCGAGGAGAUCCAGGACCUGGUGUCCUCCGUGAAACUCUCAGACUCCCCAACAGCCCCGAACAUCGAGGAAACCCCGAUGAUCACCUCCGCCACCUCCAAGGUCGUUCCACCCUCUCCCAAGACCACGUCAUCACCAUCUGACCAGGUUCACUCAUCUCCAAAGACUUCGGAGACCUCAAGAAUCAAGACGAUCACCCCCUUCACAGACAGCCAGCUAGCCUCCCUCUACACGAACCCCGAGCUCUCCCUCGUGGACUCCUUCAUAACCGAAUUCGUCGAGACCCAGCUGCGUUCCAGCGCCGUUAGACAACAGCAUCGCCUCCACGAGCUGCUGAUGUCCUACCUCCGAGUCCGCAACCACCUGAUCCUGAACUCCCACGAGCUAGAGCUCCUCAAGAAGAACUGCAAGGAAAUUCAGAAGCAGCUCUGGCACCUGGACAAAGCCUCGGUAACAGAAUCCGGUGAAUGCCAGGACGGCAAUCCAGUUUCAGCUUCUCACGAAUACUCAAUAGCCCACUUCAACCAGCACGCACUCACCUCAUUGACCAAGAACCUCUCCGCCAUCAAGGAACUCCUCCACAACGCUCAAGCCCUCUACUCUUACGAAGCCGAGAUGCUCAAACUUCAGAUCGAACAUUACGUCCAACGAGUCUGCAUAUCCUGCAAGGAGCUGGCGACAUUACCUCAAAACGCACCGGUCAACCUAACUGCCAUCCAAAUGCCUUCUCAAACGAUGCCACAGCUCCUGGAGCUCCGGAUGUGCAUCACCAUCCUCUUCAACUUUCAGAGGCGAGUCCUGAAGGACGGAAAGUUCGUUCUGGACUCGAGGGAGUGGCUGUCGAGACUGAUAGCUGUUCUACUGAGAGUCGCCAGUUGGCAGGACCACUUGUUCAUCCUCAAUCAUAUCUUGAGGUGCCCUGGGGGCGUCACAAACUGGGCAGCUGGGUUCGUCCAGGCCCCGGCGGCCCCUAGGAACAGGGGCGUCAGCACUUCUGUUCUUAACGAUCCUUAUUUGGAUCACAUGAUUGCGACGCUCGCUGUUAUCCUGUUACCCAUCAAGGAAAGGGAGAAGUUCCUGGAGCAGGUGCAGAUAUCUCUUCAGGACACUGGGACUAACCCUGGUGACACUGUCUGGGUGAUGCUGGAUGAGGAAGGAGAAGAAGACGAAGACAUUGCUAAUACAGGAGCUAACUUGUGGGAGAGCGAUCUCAUCACUCUUCUUAAUCAAAUACCAAUGGACAAGCUGUUUGAGCAAGUCUUGUUGAUCGAAAAGGUGGAGGAGGGCUACCGUCAGGACACCAGGGGCAUCACCGAGCACCACAUGCUGAAGAUAUUUGCCUUCUUCACAGUCGUCGUGAGACUGUUCAAGCAGGGACUGAGGACUUAUGAUUCUCCGAGGUACAGACAACUUGCCAAGAGACUCUCUGCGCUUAUCAGGGACGUUGUGCAAUACACCAGUGACCAGUGGGAGGCCUUCGACAAGACUCAAGUGUCCGAUCGAUCGAUGCUAGCUAGGUUACAAACCGAGUAUGAUUGUUUCUUCCUGAGAGCAACCAUGUGCAUCUUCUCGUCGAGAAGACUCGGCGCCUGGCAGUACCUCGCUGCCAUUCCUUAUCAGAACGUUUUCAUUCACACUCUGUGGUACAUAUUCUACGCACUUCAUAAAGACACCAUUUCCAUGGAUCCCGUCCCCGAUGACGUGAGUCCUCUGGAAUGGGAGACUGAGCUGAGUUCGACAGCGAUUAGGAAGCUGUUCGAGGAGAAGCUCAGUGACAUGCCUGGGGAUGAAUCUUACUUCCUUCUGACUACUUUCGCCAAUAUGGCGAUGGCCAGGGAAGUCAACGAUUACGAUUUCAUUCGAGCCACAACGAUAGACCUCUUCGAGAUCGGAUUCUUGAGUGAGAAGACUCAGGAGUCUUGCUCCAAAGACGCAAGAUCCUUGUUAUCUAACUUGACCAGCAAACAUCCUUCUUUACUUUCCGACAUUCUCUUCAAAUUGAAGGACAACUUCGGAUCUGUCGGGAAACUCAGUCUGUACUUGUUCACGGAGUUAAGCAUCAGCAAGUGGAUCCCGAGAGAGGAAGACGUCAAGAUCCUUAGAAAUUGGCUGCACAAUUUUGGCCUGUCGUGUACGGAGAGUCAUCUAGCGCGUCUCAUCCUCAAUCAUCUGAACUGGGGGCUCGAUAAGAACGGGGAUCUGUACCUUCCACUGCAUCUUCAUUACACGAUAGCUCUUCUAGUCGUGGAGUUGACGAUAAAGUUUGUCCCAGAUUCUACCCAGAACGCUUCGAUAAUUUCGGAGGGAGUGAAGCAGGUCUCCUCCAUGGUCAGACCUCAAAACAAUGAACAAGCGUUCGCUCUUUGGGCGUGGGACAUGGUGGCAAGGUUGAGGCUCCAUCAGCUAGAUCAGUCGAACAUUGUCUGUAGAAAUGUUAUGGUCAAUCCUGCUGGGGCGUUCGCCCAUGUCCCGGACAUGGAGUCAAAUCCUGCGUUGGAGGUCCUCAGAAAUGGCGUGAGGGACAUGCAGCCCAUGGCCCAUUAUGUUGCCGUUGUCAUGACCAUGCUCGGGCAUUCUGUCCCUCUCAUCUGUGAGGAGGGCUUCACUAGUCUUGCUGUGUUGACCUGCUAUCACAAGUAUGAACACAUACUGAUGGCUCUUCAGCAUAUUAUUCCACUUUUUCUUGACUGCUCUGAGUCCCUCAUGAAGACUGUCAUGUUUGCGAGUGUUAUCAAGUCGCUGAUUGCUGCCGACAGGACUUAUGUGAAGAUGGCCAAGAAUCUGAUUGCUCCGGAAUUUCCUGGACCCAUGAUCAAGCAUUUCGGAAACAUGGUGGAGAGUCAUAUGGUUAAUUACAAAAGGUACUGUCUGCAGACUCCCGAGCCCUUUGUCAGACUCUGGCUGGAGAUUCUCGUGGGAUUGCCUGAUUGGAAUAGGGAUCAAAAUGUCAUGUAUCUCAUGGAUAUUGUCGUUCGAGCUGCGUUUUUUCACAUUGACGCACGCGCAACUGCUGAAAUUAUUUUCCAAAGUUUAUACUCGAAUCUGAAAACAGGCAAGUCAUCAGGCUCCAUCAGUUCGUUUCUGAGCUGGGCGACAGGUGCAGGCAACUCCCCAAGCCUCCUAGGUGGCUCCACCCAAUCAAUCUGGCUGGCCUACCUUGUCCUGACCAUCGAGCAACAAGAGAAGGAGCUCAAACCGGGCCUCUGGUUUGAAUUCCGUCGAGAGCUCUCCCAGCAAUCGAAACCCUCCCUGGACACAGCUUUAAAACGCGCCUGUGUCAUUCGAAAAAUUGCCCCCUUCAGCUCCAACUGCCUCGCGAUCUACCGGUGGUCCCAACAAGCUUUGGACACUCCAAUGAGCCAUCCACUGCUGCCCCUCCUCUGGCAGAACUUCUUCUCACUAUUUCUGUCGAGAGUGCCAACAUCCCCAGGGAUGCCAGACCGAGGUGGAUUCGGUGAUAAAUUCUUCGAGGGAAUGAUCAACCUGAGUUACCUCAAGAGAGUGAAGAAACGACUGCACGACACAACUGAAUACUUCCAGAGCAAGGGGGAGCAUGAUGUUGAUGAUGGAAGACCCAUGAGCGAUGACAGGAGAGUCUUCUACUUUAGUGCGGCCAAAUACUACAAGACUCUGAGUCUCUGGCUGGAGGAGCCCAGGCUCCAAGAGUCCGGACUCUACCUUCCAGCACUGCCACCCCAGUACAUGUCCCAAAAACUUAUGCUGCUGAUGCAGGAUGAUCACACUCCCUGGCUGGAGUAUGUUGACUACUGGCAGGUCCACCAGGAGCAAUUGAAAUCCGCCUCUGAAUGGGAGAGGACGUGCUCAAGAGACAUUGACGAGGCUCAAACGAAAAUAGUGCAGACUCCGACGUCACCUUUGGAGCCCGCCGAUCCCAUGAUGAGGAUCUUCAGGAGACUCAGGAGUUAUGAAGCUGCUGAGCCACCUCCGGGACUCUGCAAACACACGAAUGUUGUGGAACACGUGUUCAGGGAGACUCUUUAUGGACCUGAUGACGUCAUCAAAGCUGCUAAACCUCAUCUCAAGGUCAUCACGGAUUAUGCACAGACUUAUAAUCUGAUGGUGUCGGAGCACACGGCUGUGGACUGCAAUUUUCUCGAGUUGAUUCCUACUUUGUACAGGGAGGUAGAGAGCAGGGUCACUCUUCAUGCACUUUGUGAUCCAGCACCUGCUGGACAACGACGCUCGAGAUCAGGGACCCCUCCAACAGUUCACUGCGCUGGUCCCGCGGUGAUAAGAAUCAAGAUAUCCGAGGCCAAAGUGAGCGACGGCGUCGACCAAAUGAUCUCCCAAAAUCGCGCUGAAUACGAGAACCUCCUGGUGAAAGCCUCUCAGCCCCCGCCCACCAAAGUCACCCAGGGCUGCGUGUUCGCCGACCACUUGAUAAAUCUCCUCGAGCACGAGUUGAACGUCCAUCGCACAUGUGAAAACACUGCCACACUACGUAAAGUCCAGGAGAGUGGAGUAACCCUGUUCUACCACCUCGUUGAGUUUUACAACGAGGAAGCCGCGUUGUGUCCACCCACCAAGCAACUGAUCACGACGUGCAUCGAGAAGCUGGGACAGCUGUUCAUAUCCGGCGAGGAGGGAGAGGGGCCAAGGCUGCUGAACACCAUCAUGGAUAGACCAAGCCUGGGAGGUCUCCUGGGGCCUCACUUCACGCCAGUCGCUGGUGGAGCAUCGACCUUCCUCCAGAUGUACCAGACAGUUGUGGACCUGUCUACAGGCUCAAACGCCGAUCUAUGUUUCGUUCUUCUCUCUAAAUUCGACGUGGGCAGUUGGCUCAACUACCGCAGACCGAGGCUGAGUGAGAGAUCGAUGUUCAUCGAUCUAGUCUGCAAGGCCCUCUGCAACAUUGGACUCAACCCAGAGGACGACAAGCUGAUACUCCACGAAUUAUUCAGGAAUCACCUGAGACUAGUUCUUCUUCACGACUUCCCUGAGCACUAUGGCGAGGUGUUGAGCGCUGUCUUGAGAGGCAGCGAGGGCCAGAAUCUGUCCCUCGACGUUUGGCGGGAUCUCCUGGGGGCGUUGAGUGGAAGACCGAAGGGUGCGGGGGUCAUACAUCCCAGCAAAGUCAGGGAGGAGAUCAGGAGGUAUGCCACCGAGCAGAGGCUCCUCUCCAGACAGGAGAUCCAUGACACUGCGGUGCUGUUGAGCAAGCACUUCAUGAAGGAACGACUCCAGUAUGGACUUUAUGGAUUGUACCCCAAGUACAGGGUGUACAAUGAGCCACUCAUCAUGUUCCUGGGGAUGAUUGGACAUGCCCUUGUCGUUUUGACUCUGCAGUUUGACAGGGGCUCCCUCGCUGAUCAGCUCUGCGAGAGGAUAUGGCCGGUGUUGAGCGACAUGUUUGCCCCCUGGAUGACCCCCUAUUGGACGAGAAACUUGAGGGAGCCCACUGCUGCCUGGAUUCAACAGCUCACUGACGACAGGUCUGUACUUCUGCCCUGGAUCAUCACUGAUGGACCUCAUGCCAACAGAACUGUCGCCAUGUUUGUCGAGUGUGUCAGAUUCAUCAUCGAUACCAUGCCUGCAUCCAGCAAAAUUCUGGGAUUCCUGUGGCAGUUUUAUGUGAAUAACUUUGCUCAUGCCUCGGUCAAGGAUCACAUACUCAAUGUUGUUCAUGGGAAUUUCUUGUCACUCCCUUGGGACAGGUUUUCACCUGGGGUCAGUGAUGUCGAGUUUAUGGUGAGGGUCGUUGAUCAGUAUCUACCCGACAGCCAUCUCUUUCUGGGGAGUGUUUUUAGCGCCGUUAAUUGGACGGUUUGGAUCAAUGAAGUGGUCAAUUGCCAGACUUUGACUGUCGCUGCUAGGAUGCAUGUCUGCUUGCUCAACUUGAUGGUCAAGCUGUCGAAUGAACCCAAUGUGCGACAGAACGAGAGGGCAGUUCAACUCGCAACAGAGGCUGAAAAAUUCGCUUGGCACUUGGUUGACGCAAUGGCCUAUGAUCAAGUGAUAAACUGGCACGUAAUGAGCUGCGAUCCACGUGUUAUUCUGUCUUAUCCCGGUGAUCAAGCUCAUCCGAUUGACGUUGCUAUUAAUAAUCUCUUGAAAGUUGUUGCGGCCUAUGACCCAUCGGUGACCCACUUCCACCCGACGACCCUGAAAAAACGUCAGAUGUACGUGCGUUCGUCCGUGAAACUCCUCGUGAACUGCACAACAAGGCACAAAUCCCUCGUAUCAACGAACAUGAAGGCUUUCACAUCGGCGUUAUCGAGAAUGCUGAGUGAGAUGGAGAUUGUGAUAACGAGCACAGUAUCAGAGCCCCAGCAGGCAGCAGAGGCUGGCCUCCUCGUCACCGAGCUGCUGCACUCGGUGAAUCAGAGUGGAGUUCUGGUGGAGCAGUUGAGAACGAGUUGGGCGAAUUGGUUGUCCGAGAAGACAGCCUCGUCGCCGAUCCUCCUGGGUAUCCUGAGGGUCAUCGGAAUCGCUGUGCCGUCUCCCUCGACCUUGGGGGAGCUCAUGGAGGCCGCUCUUGGGGCGUACUUCAAGCACAGUGUCACUGACGACCUGGAACCGACCUGGGGGGGUGUCUUGGCCAUUCUGCAGCCUGUUGUUCCCAGGCAACCACCUGUCGAGGGGGUGCUUGUCAGCGAGGGCAGGCUUCUCUCCCUCUAUGCUAUUCUCAUGAAGAGGUUGCCCUCCUGCAGGGACAUCAGGGAGGAGGGCAUGAUGCUGGUUAAUUUGAUUGAUUGGAUUUCAGCUAUUAAACCGAUGGAAAAUAUCGAAGCUAAAUUACCCCUAUUAUGGGCGAAAGCAUUUGAAUUAUCGUAUCGUCAGUGUCAAUACAGUGAGAAUACAAUAAUAGCAGCACGUUCCCUGAAAAAACUUGCUCGUGCCUUAUUAACAAUGGCCGACGACGUGGGUCAAGGCUGGGGCAUACUCGGUGCAAUUGGGAUUAGAAAAGGAUCGCAACUUUCAAUCAGAUGCAAGUUUCUAGCACGUGCACUCGGUGUUUACUGUCUAGCACAGUUGCCGGAUUCCAAGUCGGAGCAGCAGAUUGUACGUUUCACUCCUCAUUCACCUGGUAUUGCACCGUUGAGAAGCAAUGAGGUGGACACACUCGAGAUCAGGCCUAAUGCUGAUGCUGUCAAGGGAAUUCAGUGCCUUGAAGCACUUAUUUGUAAUAAACAGUAUGCGGAAUUGAAGGGGGAUGUCGAGGGGGCACUCAGGAUAAUCAGGGAUUCAGCUAAUUCACUUCAUAAUGCUGUUAGUGUCACUGGAACACUCACUAAUGAACUCUACGAUGACAGGUUUCUUCAUGUUUUGACGGAUUAGAAUUUUUUUAACGCAAAUUAAACCUCUUUUUUGAAUUUUGCAAGCGUUAUAGUUGAAAUUUAGUCAGAUUUUUCAACGAAAUAUUAAAUUCUGGGGCGAAAUGGUGGAAUUAGAUGAGUUAAUUCUAUUUUGAGAAUAAAUCUAGAGUAAAUAUUUUCCAAAAAUUCAUCCCAAUGAAAACGAAAAAUUGAAAUUUUCCUUUUUUUUCUGUAGAUUAAGGCUUGUUCUUUGUUAUCUAGUCAGUAAAAUACAAUUUUUUUGGUAUUUUGAGAGGUCAUGAAAAAUAUUUCCAUUUAAUUUAAUUAAAUUUUGUUUGUUUAUCACAGGGUUUAAUUUCAGCUUGAACAAAACGAAAAGUACUGGAAAGAUUUAAUGUAUUGCUUGGCCUUAAUCGAGGCUGUGAUGUUAUUUAGAGUUAAAUCGAUGUUGUAAAAUCGAGUUUAAGCUGUAAACAGUUGUUUUAUUUUUAUUGCGAAAAACGUACUGUACGUGAGAGUUUAUGGAAUAUUUAUUGAAGAAUUAUCUGAGCUGCUGAAACAAUGUUCUUUAUAUUUUUGCGUAUAAUUGAGAGAGAUAUAUGAUUAACAUAAAUGAAGUGAAUUUUCCAUUUUCUUUUUUAUUUAUUAUCACUGCUUUAAAAAGACACUAUUGAGAAUAUAUUGAAAUUUACAGAUCAA
Molecule: messenger RNA, 8831 nt
Organism: Diachasma alloeum
Lineage: Eukaryota; Metazoa; Arthropoda; Insecta; Hymenoptera; Braconidae
Gene: Epg5
Product: ectopic P granules protein 5 homolog
Exons: 7
Coding region: 541-8154 (2537 amino acids)
Biological process (GO): autophagosome maturation
Cellular component (GO): cytoplasm
Source: RefSeq, a predicted model, not a curated record